Molecule: messenger RNA, 3647 nt
Organism: Acanthopagrus latus (yellowfin seabream)
Lineage: Eukaryota; Metazoa; Chordata; Actinopteri; Spariformes; Sparidae
Gene: tnni3k
Product: TNNI3 interacting kinase
Exons: 25
Coding region: 659-3313 (884 amino acids)
Biological process (GO): regulation of transcription by RNA polymerase II; protein phosphorylation
Cellular component (GO): nucleus
Molecular function (GO): protein kinase activity; ATP binding; RNA polymerase II-specific DNA-binding transcription factor binding
Source: RefSeq, a predicted model, not a curated record
AAAGUCUGGUGAAGUUUUGUGGUGCACUAAAUAUUUCUGGAGCCUCACAGCAAAAAUGGCGUCGCAGUAAUCUCCUAUAAACAACUGAAGCAGAUGGGGCCUUGUUUUGAAACAUGGCAGAACAACUGAAAAAUGGCUGAGGCAUACAGCUUGUCCAGUGUAAUCCAGAAGCCUAAAACCCUAAACUGAUCAAAAAGACAGUUUUUCGAAGAUGAACUUGGGGAUCUCUGGACGUCCAGAGACUCUGGGUGAGCUGUGUGGAGCAAUUUAAUUAGUUUUGGGGUGCUUUUUUUUAUGUUCCUGGCUGCUCUAGUUGUUCUGGAGAAUGCCGCAGCUCUGUUUUGCCGUGAAGCUCCAGAAAUAUUUUGUGGACCACAAAAGCUUCAACUGACUUUGCAUUUCUUGACAAACUUAACCUUCGAAGGCCAUCAGCCAGACCAGUACAGUGCAGAGCGCUGAUCAUCUGCCUUGUUUUGAUACUGCACACACACACACACACACACACACACACACACACACACACACACACACACACACACACACACACACACACACACACACAGUCAAAAAGAUACACGCCUGCUCGCCUUUGGAGGGAGGUCAGUUGUCGUAGUUGUUAGGCAUCCCACUCCAAGGUGUGUAUUUUUAGCCCACAGCCAUGAUCCCCCCCUUUAUCUGGACCUGUGCAAUUGUGGCAGAGUGGGAGAUUAUAUUACUGCUUUACUCUCGUCAACCAAACUGCACAGCGCAUAAUACAGGAGGAAGGACCUCAUCAAUGGGAAAUUACAAGUCAAGACCGUCUCAGACGUGUACAGAUGAGUGGAAGAAGAAGGUGGGCGAGUCGUACUCUGCGAUCGUGGAGAAGUUGGAGGACGAUCUCCAGCUCAAAGACAGCGAGCUCGUGGAUCUCAAACUUGCUUUCAGCUCCGAUGAGGCUUUUCAGAAGGUGAAUGUGAGCUACCGAACAGAGAAGGGGCUGUCGCUGCUGCAUCUCUGCUGCGUGUGUGGAGGAAACAAGGCCCACAUUCGCACCCUGAUGCUCAAAGGCCUGCGUCCUUCCAGACUGUCUAGGAACGGAUUCACCGCCCUCCAUCUGGCUGCUUACAAGGACAAUGCUGAGCUGUUGACUGCGCUUCUCCACGGAGGGUCAGAUGUGCAGCAGGUGGGCUACGGUGCCCUCACCGCCCUGCAUGUGGCCACCAUCGCUGGGCACCACGAGGCAGCAGAUAUACUCCUGCAGCACGGCGCCUUCGUGAAUGUUCAGGAUGCUGUGUUUUUCACGCCGCUGCAUAUCGCUUCUUAUAACAACCACGAGCAGGUGGCGAAGCUUCUGCUGAAGUUUGGGGCGGAUGUGAACGCGAGCGGGGAGGUAGGUGACCGCCCGCUGCACCUGGCGGCAGCCAAAGGUUUCCUCAGCAUCAUCAAACUGCUGAUGGGGGAAGGGAGCAAAGCUAAUGUAAACGCCCAGGACAACGAAGAUCAUGUUCCUCUCCACUUCUGUGCCCGCUUCGGUCACCAUGACAUUGUGCGCUUCCUCCUUCAGGGCAACUCUGACAUACAGCCUCACUCUGUCAACAUCUACGGGGACACGCCAUUACACCUGGCCUGCUAUAAUGGGAAAUUUGAGGCAGUGAAGGAGAUCACACAGCUCUCCGGCACAGAGAGCCUGUCAAAGGAGAACAUAUUCAGCGAGACAGCACUUCACAGUGCGUGCACCUACGGUAAAGACCUGGAGAUGGUGAAGUUCUUGUUGAGCCAGAACGCCUUGAGCAUCAAUUGCCAAGGCAGAGACGGACACACAGCUCUACACAGUGCCUGUUUCCAUGGCCACAUCCGCCUGGUGCAGUUCCUGCUGGACAACGGGGCGGACAUGAACCUGGUUGCCUGCGACCCCAGCCGGUCCAGCGGGGAGAAGGACGAGCAGACCUGCCUGAUGUGGGCUUAUGAGAAAGGUCACGAUGCCAUUGUCACCUUACUGAAACACUACAAACGUCCGGAUGAGUCGCCCUGCAAUGAGUACUCCCAGCCAGGAGGGGAUGGCUCCUACGUUUCUGUGCCGUCUCCUCUGGGAAAGAUCAAGAGCAUGACUAAAGAGAAAGCAGAAGUUCUCCUCCUCAGGGCCAGCCUCCCGUCUCAUUUCCACCUUCAGCUGUCUGAGCUGGAGUUCAACGAGAUUAUCGGAUCAGGCUCCUUCGGAAGAGUCUACAAAGGCAAAUGUCGAAACAAAGUUGUUGCCAUAAAACGCUAUCGAGCCAACACAUACUGCUCGAAGUCCGACGUGGACAUGUUCUGCAGAGAAGUCUCCAUCCUCUGUCGCCUCAACCACCCCUGUAUCAUCCAGUUUGUGGGGGCCUGUUUGGACGACCCCAGCCAGUUUGCUAUUGUAACCCAGUAUGUCUCUGGAGGCUCUCUGUUCUCUCUGCUGCAUGAGCAGAAGAGGCUUAUCGACCUGCAGUCCAAGCUCAUCAUCGCCAUCGAUGUGGCCAAGGGCAUGGAGUACCUGCACAAUCUCACCCAGCCGAUCAUCCACAGGGACCUCAACAGCCAUAAUAUUCUGCUCUAUGAGGAUGGGCAUGCAGUGGUGGCUGAUUUUGGAGAAUCCAGGUUUCUGCAAUCGGUGGAGGAGGAUAACAUGACCAAGCAGCCGGGGAACCUGCGCUGGAUGGCUCCCGAGGUCUUCACUCAGUGCACUCGCUACUCGGUGAAGGCGGACAUGUUCAGCUACGCCCUGUGUCUCUGGGAGCUGCUGACUGGAGAAAUUCCCUUCGCUCACUUGAAACCUGCUGCUGCUGCUGCAGACAUGGCCUACCAUCACGUCCGGCCUCCUAUUGGCUACUCCAUCCCCAAACCCAUCUCCGCGCUGCUGAUGAGAGGCUGGUACGCCUGCCCGGAGGACCGGCCCGAGUUCUCUGAGGUGGUUUCCAACCUGGAGGAGUGCUUGUGCAACGUCGAGCUGAUGUCUCCGGCCUCCAGUAACAGCAGCGGCUCCCUGUCGCCCUGCUCCUCCACCGACUGUCUGCUGGGGCGAGGAGGGCCCGGCAGGAGCCACGUGGCCGCCCUGCGCUCUCGUUUUGAACUCGAGUACGCCCUCAAUACGCGCGCAUACGCCUUCUGGAGUCAGAGGUACGAGAACUCAAGCACGGUCACAGACAGUGAGCGCCGUCGUGCAUCUGGAGGCCUUUCACUGGAGGAACUCAGAAGGAACAUGCAGUUUUCUCCCAUUGAUCGAAACGGGUACGUGUCUGAUCCCAUGAGCACCAUGAGAUUCUGCUCGUCUUUCAGCAGCAGCGGCAGCUUCGAGGACAGUAACUAAACCUGCUUCAAGCUCCCUCUUUGUUAUUAUUUUAUUUGUGGCUAUUUGGACUGUUCAUUUGAAGUAAAUAGAAUAGAAUAAACAGUAACAAGUAUGAGAAGAAAAUAGUGCCAGCGGAACUGUAUUUAGUUGUAACAUACUCUAUAUGGACGAGCUGUAAGAAUUCAUAGCACCCUCUAUGUCUGUAAUAUUUAGUUUUGUGCUACAUUGAGUUUGUCACAAACAUUUUUUAAGACUGUUGACGUUUUUAGAUCUUGUAAAUACUGUAUGUGAUAAUCAAUUGUUCUUGUGUACAUGGUUUACCUAAUAUGAAAUACAAGCUUUAAAAAUCCCA